Molecule: messenger RNA, 5345 nt
Organism: Amoebophrya sp. A25
Lineage: Eukaryota; Dinophyceae; Syndiniales; Amoebophryaceae
Source: the annotation of a GenBank genome assembly
GUUUGAUUUUUUUUCUCUGGAAAACCUAGGUCCGAGGACGAUGCCCAGUCUGCAAUUGUCACCGGUCCGCGUCGAGGAGGCCUUGCGUCUCGAGUCUGCGCGCAACGUGCCAGUUCCGGAAACACCUGACAAGAGUGGCAGAAAAUCAGAGAAAAAUGGUGCACUUGCAGCACCAGUAAUGGAAUCAAAGAACAACAAACAGACUCUUAGACGUACUUCCGCAGGGGCUUCGUCGUAUCGGACAGCAGAUAGUAGUUCUUGUCGGCCAUCUUUGGCGGAGUCAAGGAAAGAGGAUGCAAGGCAGAGCGAUGUAGGAUCGAGGAAAAGCGGUGGAGAUGGGCGUAGAUGGCGAGAAGACUUAACCGCUGCGCAGAACGAUAACCUCCCACGACGAGAGACAAUCAAUACUAGUGGAGAUCACCAAGAACAAGGCGGUCAAACGGAACAUGCUUCGCCUGAUUUUGAUUCUCAAGAAGUAGCCUGUGCUGAAACUCCUGCUCCACAUACACAGCACGGUGACAACUCAUGUGGUUCCAUCAUCGCCUUUCGCGGUGGCAAAAUCCUCCAUUCUUCCACGGGCAAGAGUGGCAAGUUCGCCGGACGUGGUCGAAUCUUGAGGUACAAUGAUGAUGACAGUCGGUUGGCAGACCACGAUGACGGAAGUGGAUUUUUAGAUGGUGAAGAAACGGAAAGAAGUGGACUGUACUUCGACGAUGAAGUAGGUGAUAGGAGUGCUGAAGAUGGUGGUGCUGGUAGAUCUCGAUCGAUUGUAGUGGAGGACUAUUACGGAGGAGGAGGAACAACACCUACACCGCACUUGGUUAAUACGAGUGGAGGACCUCGAGGGGCGCAACAGCACUAUUCAAGCAGACGUGGUGAUCAUGAUACAUCUCUACAGCCGGAAAUAAGUAUCGUGGCAAGUCUUGCGGUGUCGAACUCUAGCGGCAAUGAAGAUGACAUUGAAAUUCCUACAACUAGGAUGGUGGACAAAGACAAGGAGCCAAGCCCCAGGUUUGAUGAAGACAAUCAUGACGAAGAAGACGAAGAUAGAGACCGAGUUUUCUUUAACAUUUCGUCUUCGAAUUCUUCCCGACCACGAUCUUCAGCUCCUGAGCAAGUUAACGGCCCCACUAGUACUACACAAGAAGAUCGAGAGGUUUUUAUCUCUUCAUCCUCCUCUUCUUCCUCCUCUUCUUCCUCCUUGCACUCAAAAAAUCACUUGCAGAAACGUGUGAUGGAACUAGAGGAGUUGAUCAGGACACAGCAAAGGCAAGUGUUUGGUAUGGUGCAUGGCUGGAGCUCGUUGUUGUCUGUCGCGACCUUCUUCUACACCUGGAGGCACUUAGCACAAAAAUCCCGAAUGGACGAGUUGCGAGUACAAUUGAAGAUGGAUGAUCCGGAUACCAGUAAUAUUCAUCUCCAUCAAGAACAACAACAGGAAGUAGGGUCGCAGGAUAGAAGUAUGGUGUACUGUUCGCCUCAAGAUGAGGUUGAGGCUUCACCUGCUGACGGGAGACCAACGAGGAGAAAUAGUAAGACGUCCUCCAAUUUCGCGUUACAACAAGUUCACUGUAGCACUGUUGAUAUCUUCGGGAGCUGUGAUAUCUUUGGUCGGCCUAUUACUAAUGCAACGAAUUCUUCCUCUUCAUCUUCUUCAAGGAACAAUGCAAACAUUGACGCUAGUUGUACCAGCACAUCCCCUGGCUCUAGCACUACGAGGCUGAUGUCCCAGAGUGUAGACAAUUUGCGUGGUCCAGCGGUUCUUCUGGAGCAAACAAAACGCGAUUUAGCCAGUGCAAAACGAGAAUUAACUGACAGUCGGCGCAACGAGCAGCAACUGCGCUCUGAGGUAGCGGCAUUGGAUACUAGUUUGAUGCGAGUAAGAGGCGACUUGAUUCAAGCUGAGGAAGCGCGUGGAAUGGCUUUCAGGGAAGCUCAGGCUGUGAAAGCUGAAGUGCAAGCGGUGAAGAUGGAGUUGCAUAGGGUGAUGAGCGAACUGGAGGAGCAAAGAGCUGUAGCUGAAGAGGAAAGGCGGAAAAGCGAGGAAGCAGAGAGGAAGUGUGAAGAACUGGAGAGGACGAGGGCUAGACACCUGGCAGUGGAUGAAGCAGUGGCAGAGGACGAAGAGCGGGUCUUGCUGGAGGAAAGUUUGCCUUCAGGACUAGACCUGGAGGAUAGUCAAUUGGAAACGUCUGAGGGAAGGCAAAGGCCGCAUACACUGGUUUCUUCACGGUAUAUCUUCUAUAUUCUUCAAACUACACUCUCGUCCUGAUCUUCUUGAGUUUUGAGUUUCUUUUCAAAGUUUUCCAAUGUUCAUUCCCUCUUCAAAGAAACAACCAUCUUCAGGGCACUCGCGAGUGACGAUGGCGGAAAACGCGAAUCUUCGAAGAAGACUCUCGAAGAUGCGUUGCAAUUGUCGGGAAGUCCCGGUCUUGAUAUGCUCAUGGCUUCUAGCGUUCGAAGUGUAGCAGCUUCACCAGGACCAAUGACUGAGAACAAAUAUGGUUCCACUUCCAUCGACGUCGGAGGAGGAGGGGGGAAUAAUAUUACCAAUACGUCAAAUACAAAUGCAAAUGCCACUUCUACCUCUACUAGAGGUUUCUUGACGUCAUGUUCUAGCAGUACCUCUUUCGUUUUCUCAGCUGGGAGUGGGACAACGAGGAUGGGCAUGGGCCAAACCACAACUAGUACGAGCAUGCCGAGGCAGCCAGUUGCGUGGACAACAUCGCCUUUGGAGGGUGGUGGAACCGCAUUCGACUUGCGACCACCAUCUUUGGGUGGAACUGUGGCUAACAUUGAGAGUCACACCGAUAACUGUACAGGAGGAGCAGUAGCUGGGCAAGGGGUUGAUGCUUUAUCUUUGUCUUCUGGCGCAGUCGGAGUUGCAGAUCACCAACAACAGUUGCAUCAGCAUGAUAGUGCGAUUAAUCGAGUGCUUUCCCGUGCCACACCAGGCGGAUUAUUGUCUUCAUCUAGUGCCACCGCUACUGCAACAUCUGCAAGGCCAUUGUUUUACGAAUAUGUGGAUGGACGUAGUGUCUUGCACGACAUAGGUCGUCGGAGGAAAUUGUCUUCUGAUGCUGGUAGCGUGAAUUCGGGACUUGGCGGAGCUACAGGUAGUGAGGGUACAACUCACAAUAUGGACCAGAACUGUGGUCUCCGAGAUAGACGUCAUUCUCAACAGAGUACGACGUCGAACAACACUAACUUCGUGCGUCCUUCUACAACUGGCAGCUACAGGGAAACAGGAGGCAUGGCAGACCAAGUUGUUGAGCGACCGUCUGCAUUUGCCGGGUAUUUGUUCCAUCGUAGCGACAUAUAUGAUAUCCAAGAGUCUCCAGGAGACCCACCUUCACUUGAGAAAAGGCACAAUCAUCUACUUCAAGAACGACAGGAUCAUGCCACCUCUGGCGCCUACAUGAACAAGAACCCAAGUACUACGACGACGAGGAAGGCUAGCCAUGGUAAUCUUCCUCUGUCUUCUAGUGGAGGCUAUCCUCUGAGUAGCGGUUAUCCUCUUAGCGGUUAUCCUCUGUCCAGUUCCAGUAGAAGUGACGUCUUCCAAAGGGAAAUGGAGAUCGAGAAAACCGCCAGUCGGCAAAGAUACAGCUUGCCUGGAUACAGUCGUCGGGAAGAGCAUUUUAGUGCCAGUCGUAAUACUGUUGAGCAAACAUCAAGUGGAAGUGAGCUGCCACCAUCUACUUCUCAGUGGGUGGACAGGCGAUUUCCACAACUCGUAUCACCGUCUCUUGGUAGUCCUGCAGGUGCCACCAGAACAAUACUGCAGCAGGACAAUGUAAAUAUUGACGUACCACCAGCACCGACUUCCCUAACAUCUUCAACAUCUAGUACCGCCCGAACGACAGCGCCAUCUUGGACCAGUGGUUCUCGUGGUAGGCAUUCAGCACAGCAGGCAACUACGUCGUUGUCGGGAAUAGCAUCGUCGAAUCAGCCAGCUUAUAGUAGUGGAACAACAACUUCGGCUUCAGGCUCGGGAUCGGGGGGUCCCGCAUCUAUACCGUCUGCUAGCAUACCUUUCAUCUCAUCAUCCUCCACUUCAGCAUCAGUCCCCCUUGCUGCUCGGGCAUCACGGCCACCGCCAGCGCGCAAGGCUUCGAUCGAAAUUUUGGAGACACCGCGAACAACAACUAAUGACUACCAAUUCGCAGCUUCGCGAAGACCUCUGGGUGAAAUCACGAGUGCAGCACUCGACUCAGCAAGCAAUUCUGGCGCAGGCGUUGGCGGAGCUGGUGGAAGUCAACAACAACAACAGCAAAUGUUCACGCCAUCGUCCAAAAAUCCACUGCCUUCACCAGCAGAGCAGCACUACAACAACUUGAUAUCUACUGAGAGAUAUCGACCAAGAACGAACUCUGCCUCGAGGGGUCCGAGUGUAGAUCCUUCUGUUAAGGCUACUGCUGAAGCAUCCAUAGUAUCAUUCUUGGCGCCUUUUUCAGGGGGAAAAAGGUCCCAGGGAUGGCCUCAGGGAUGCGACGCGGUAGUGCUAAUUCCGGGGGUAAUCGUACACCAGGAGGAGGAAUGUCUGCGCGUAAAGCACCGCCAACGACACAGUACUCUCCGCGCAUUACAAAGUUGAUGUCGCCAAGGAUCAUUGUGCCUCAAACGACUUCACCAAGGAUAAUCGUGCCGAACGCAAGCAAUAAUCGUUACUUUUGAACAUGCUGUCUUAGCGCUGUAGGUAAUAGCCCAAUGUCACAGGUUCUUAGAACCCAAUUUUUUUGACUCUUUCUGAAAUAAUUCACUACAACUUGACAUCGUGAUAAAUAAUUGGUCGUGCUUUUACAUUUAGAGUUAUUGUUUAUGUUUUCCAGAGGUGAGGCAUCGACAUUGGAUACGCCGAUAAUAUGGGAAGGUAACAAACUUCAGAAUCUGAUUCUGAAUGUUGAUCUUGUGUGAUGAGUACAAUGUUGAGUAGUUGAUGUAAUCAUCAUCUAGACUUCUAUGGAAACCAUGUAGUAAUAUCUUUCACUUGCAGCUCAGUCUGUCGCUUGUCCUGAAUAAGUUGUACGUCAACUAAGGUGUGGCUUUGUUCUAGCCUACUUACAGCACGAAGAGAAAUUCAAUUGUUGUUGAUGAUAGGGCACAUCAUGCGUAGACAGCUGUAGUCAGUGAAAAAAACUUCAAGUUGAUCGAUGUAGAAUUUCACUCGGUUAGAGAUUGUCACUUUCACUUAGUAGACUACUACGACUACUAGGUGGUCCUGGUCUCCUCAACAAACAUCCAAAUAUGCUGUUGAUCCUAGUUCAAGAAAAUCAGGAAUUGUUAAGCGCGUAAGAUGCAUUUUGCGCCUGGCUUGAGCUAAAAGCUUUCCACCUAGACUUGAC